Messenger RNA from Mercenaria mercenaria, 3305 nucleotides. RefSeq names its product NXPE family member 1-like. NCBI's taxonomy places the organism in Eukaryota, Metazoa, Mollusca, Bivalvia, Venerida, Veneridae. The coding region runs from base 155 to 1873 and encodes 572 amino acids. The transcript has 7 exons. The record is from RefSeq and is a predicted model, not a curated record.
ACGUUUAAAUGACAUAUAUUCAUACACUUACGUUAUAAAACAGAUAUGCAUACACUUUUCUACGGAUUUAUGAAAUAUUUAACAACUUCCUAAGUUAAGUUAUGUUGAAACUAUGCAAAAACGAGUUGAACUCAACAAUAACAACACUACCUAGAUGGAGAGUCAGAAGUCUAAGUGUAUAAUAGCAUCAAACAGUGGACUAAGGAGAACAGGGUUUACGAUUCUUGUCAUAACGCUGGUUGUAACAAUCAGUUUAAAAUUUGACGUUACACGCAUGUCCAGCAUUGCAGGUCAAAUACCCUUUGCACAACAGGAAACAACUAAACUUAUAGGUUAUUCCCCUAAGAUAUAUGGCAGUAGUGACCCGCGAGAUCCUGGAUUUUACAAUAUUAUACUUGAAGAAGAAGCACUCAGGUUUCAACCUUGUCAAGAUGUAAAGAAAACAGCUUCGGUACAACACUCCAAGAUAUCACUAACAGGUGAUGUAAAUGGGACUUACAAUAUCGGCGAUGAAAUUAGAACUAUUGUCACUCUAUAUGAUGGUUAUGGUAAACGUAAAUAUUCUGGAGGCGAUCAUCUGAGAGCGACAAUUGAAAACAAAAGUCUCAAUGCGUCAGUCCCUUGUGUGGUAACAGACAACAAAGAUGGAACGCAGACGGUGGCAUGCACGGCCUUAUGGAGUGGGACUUCAACAUUACACUUUGUUCUUGCGUAUUCAAGGGAGACAAUUACAACACAUUAUCGGAUCCGAACACAAGUCUUAGCCACCAGAAACAUAUACGGGAUGUUCAAAAGUAGAACUUACCGAGAAGAGACUGCCUGCCAUCCUAACCAUACUGAUCUGCUGAAACACACAAACUACACACAGCUUUGUAAUAUGACCUACAUUAACUCGGGGAUGCCGUUUUAUUGCGGAAAACCAAAGGAUGAACAUUUGCUGUGUCAAGACUGGCAGCUCGUACAUAAGCAUCAACCGUAUCCGAGACUUCAAAUCACAGAAUGUGAAAAAAUUCUAUUAAAGCGCGGACAACGUGCAUUUAAGCAAACUAUAACAGUUAAUAUACGAAGCCAGGGAAACAAUCACGUAUCUGUUAUACAGAAACCGUCCUUACCUUGUUCGUUGUACAAUAUUUCCCUUCUAUGGCGGUCCAGGGGACCAACUGGAUUCUCCUACAAAGGAAAAUGGAUUCUGCGUAACUGUCUUGGUUUUCAAGAGAACCUUUAUACGACGUGUCUUAACAAUAGGAGCUUAUACUUAAUUGGCGAUUCCACGCUUAGACAAUGGUAUACAACGAUUCUAAAGCGUUUUAAAUGUCAACCUAUUACGGAAAAAUGGGAAAAUGAAAAAUGGCAUAAAGAGGCAGAGUGUUACAACAAGCUAAUCGAUUUCAAAGCAGGAUGGUAUCCACACGCUCAACCGUUCUAUGUUGGACCCCGUUGGGAUGAUGUACGUUACACAUUAUACUCUACCUCUCGACGCAUAGACAAUAUAGCACGAAAUGAACGUGCCAUUGUAGUUAUACAUUUAUACAUGCAUAUGAUGCCCUUUCAUCAAAGCGUUUUUAAACAAAGGAUGGAAAUAAUUCGUGAAAGCGUUCACAAGUUUUUAGCAUAUAAUAAACAAUCCAUAGUAAUGAUAAAAGCACCACAUACAUUUAAGAGUACACCAAUCGGAGAUUUUAGAUUAUGCGACUAUUUUGGUUAUGUUUACAGUAAAAUUUUAUAUGAAGUAUUUGAAGGUUUACAUGACCGGGUUGUUUUAAUGAAUAAUAAAGACUUAACUAUAGCUCAGCACGUGAAAUGGAAUCACCCACCAGAAAAAAUUGUAAAUGCUAUGAUAGAUCAAACGUUAAGUUAUGUAUGUGAUCAGUGAACCUCACACACGCUGGUUUUAAUCAAAAGGUCCAAUGGUAUCUUCAUAGUAGUAGAGCGGUACAAUUGCCUAUAAGUGUUUAAUCUUAAAUCGGCUUUGAUAAUUAAGAAAUAAUAUAUCCCAAACAGUGAUUUUUCAUUGGAUAAAAUCAUUGUUUGGUGUUUAGAUGCGAAUGAAUUAUAUAAUGAUACGCAUUCAAACGACAAACACUGAUUUUAUGCAAGAAUAACUCACAGCUUGAGAUAUAUUAUUUCGAUUCUAACAUGUUGUCACGGAUUAUUAUAUACAUCCUUGACGCUAUCCAUCCAAUAUUUUCCUGUUUUCUGUUGGUUUCUUUUCCUGCGAACCGCUAUGCCGUAACAUUCUCUUAAAAGAACACAUGUAUUAAGAGAACCCCUUUUAAGUAACAUUUUGUUUUGUUUUAUGUUUUAUAGGGAGAAGUUAUUUUCGUAAAUGUACUAAGAGGCACUUUGUGUUAAGAGAUCUCGCAAUGCAUAUUGAAGUGAUUGUACUGCAGUAUUUUCCAAUACCAAAAUGUUUUUGUUUUUUUGGUUGGGAAUAAAUUGAAACCAGAAUAAUGUUAUUAUCUUACUCUUUGUCCAAUGAAAAAAUUCCCCUAAAAUGGCACUGUGAAAAUUGAACAAAUACAAGAAAGUUUACAUUGAGAACCAUUUACUGACUGUUUCAAACUAACCUUUAAUGAAGACUGGGUUGAAUGAAUAACCUUAUUUAUAGCUCUAGUUAAUAAUAAUUAUUGGUACGUUAAGUUUGUGAUUUCGUUACUUUACUUGUCUGUUAUCAGGUUAAAUUUGAAUUUCAGUUUAUUGUCUUCAGACGUUAAAUUUACUUGUGUUGAAUUACACACCAUACUUAUUUUUCAUUUGUCAUAAUACAAUACGUUCCUCUCAAUUGCAAUAACCGUCUAUAUUGGUAAAGUAAUCAUUAAAAGCUGAAUGCAACGACACAUCUGUUCUUAAUUGUACGACAGACCGUAUUAUUAAUAACAACUUUGCCAGUAUUGGGCAAUGACUAUGACUCAAUGCAGACUUAGAGCGCCGGUAUAAAUUACAGUCUCCGGUACAUACCGGAUUAAUUAAAUUUGAACGAAAAUAUCUUAAAUGUGUAUAUUUUGUAACCAUGGUGAUACUAACCCUAACCUUUAGUCAGUAUUUUAUGCAUAUUGUACACUUAAUGCAUGCGGACAUGCAAAAAUAUGCAUAUUUUUGCCGUGCGCUACAACUGAUAAUCACUUUCGGGCAUGCGCAGAAGACCGCUCCAAGUCUGCAAUGAGUUACCUCGUUGGGCAAUUGGCUCAUUUAUAUUUGAAACUCGAUAUCUCGAACACGCUUAUCUUAAAUUCCGGAUAUCUCGAGGAAAUUUUCAAGUCCCGUCCCGAAAACUAGUACAAAAAUAUGCCUUUGAGUCGAAUUCG